GAUCUAAGCAACAAAACAGAAUUGACAGCGGUGAACGGCAAAAGAAAGCCUGCGAUAGAAGUGUUCUCCCAUGCGCUACGUUUUUUCAAGGAACACGCCUUACAAGAACUGAACGAUCAGUUGGAAGACCGGAUAGAAAACGAAGACAUAAGAUGGGUGAUAACAGUACCUGCCAUUUGGAAACAACCUGCAAAACAAUUCAUGAGAGAAGCUGCAUAUAAGGCUGGUAUCAGUUCCAAAGCUUUUCCAGAGCAACUCCUCAUAGCACUGGAACCAGAAGCCGCGUCAAUAUAUAUCCGUAAGAUGAAACUACAUGAGAUUAUUCCAGACGAGAAUAAUCGACUUAGUCAUUACCGUAGCGGUUGCCGCUUAUCAAUUGGACCAAUCAAUGUAGAUUUCAUGCAUGGAACUAAGUACAUGGUAGUAGAUUGCGGCGGUGGCACCGUCGAUAUUACCGUACAUGAACUGGAAGAGCAUUUGGGAACACUAAAAGAGCUACAUAAAGCCGCCGGUGGCGAGUAUGGCUCCGUCAGUAUAGACAAAGCUUUUGAAGAUUUAUUAGAUGAUAUAUUCACCAAAGAAUUUCUUGACGAAUUUAAGAUGAAGCGACCAGCUGGUUGGGUAGAUUUAAUGAUAGCCUUUGAGGCCCGUAAGCGUAACGCUAGUCCCUGGAAAAAUAAUCCAUUGAACGUAUCGCUACCAUUUUCCUUCAUUGAUUACUAUAAAAAAUAUACGAAAAAUAGAACGGUAGAGAUAGCAGUUAAGAAGUUCGGUGAUAAAGAUGUCACAUGGUCAUCGCAAGGUAUGCUUAGAUUUACGCCCGAAGGAAUGCGGCGACUCUUCUUACCAACCUUAGACCAUAUCCGACAAGAAAUUGAGCUUGUCCUGCAGAAACCGAGUCUGGAUCAUGUUAACUAUCUUUUCCUCGUUGGUGGAUUUGCUGAAUCACCACUCCUUCAGGAAGAAAUCCGAAAGUCUUUCAAGGACAAGUUACGUGUCAUUAUUCCACAAGACGUGGGGCUUACGAUAUUAAAGGGAGCCGUACUAUAUGGCAUUGAUCCUAAUGUUGUGCGUGUUCGACGAUCUCCUUUGACCUACGGUGUGGGGGUUCUGAAUAAGUUUAUAAGGGGAAAGCACCCUGAGGAAAAGUUAAUUGUUAAAGAUGAGGUUGAGUGGUGUUCUGAUAUUUUCGAUACGUUUACAUUAUGUGACCAACCGAUAGCGGUUGGGGAGUUUGUUACUCGUAGCUACACACCGGCCAAGCCUAAUCAGAAGUCAACAGUAAUUAACAUGUACUGCAGCGACAAGCAGCGGGUGCGGUACCUCACUGAUGAGGGGGUUAAAAAGUGUGGUACCUUGCAUAUUGAUAUGUCUGAUUCCACCUACAUGCAGUUGCCAAGGAGACGGGAAAUACAAAUUACCAUGUUGUUUGGGGAUACAGAAAUCAAAGUUAGUGCAUUAGAUGUUGCUACCGGCAACUGUGUGAAAGCCGAUAUUGAUUUCUUUAAAAAAUAAUGAGUGUGAGAUUUACUCCGAGUGAAAACCUAGAAGUUGAAUAGAAACGCAUAAAUGUCGUUGGUGUUUGUUGUCCAGAAUGAAAGAUUAAAAAGUAAA
Messenger RNA from Saccoglossus kowalevskii, 1614 nucleotides. RefSeq lists its product as uncharacterized. The record is from RefSeq and is a predicted model, not a curated record. Lineage: Eukaryota; Metazoa; Hemichordata; Enteropneusta; Harrimaniidae.